Microdochium trichocladiopsis is the source of this 1205-nucleotide messenger RNA. RefSeq names its product cwf21 domain-containing protein. The record is from RefSeq and is a predicted model, not a curated record. The transcript has 2 exons. Bases 167 to 1054 code for a protein of 295 amino acids. Lineage: Eukaryota; Fungi; Ascomycota; Sordariomycetes; Xylariales; Microdochiaceae.
CAAUGGAUCCGUGAUCCAGAUACAGGUCCGCUGCCAGACGUCACCGCCUUACAUCCAUCUUCACAUCUCCAGCUUCGAGACGCGCUUCCAAGGGCUGCAUCCCGACAUACUCUCAAAGGUCGUAUGCGACAUCUCUGAGCCUUGAACGGAAAUACAGCUGCCCAUAAUGUCAUACGACAAUGUCGGUCUCUCUACGCCGCGAGGCAGUGGCACUUCAGGCUACGUCCAGCGCAGCCUGGCGCACAUGAAGCCUCGCGACCGCGGAGCUCCAUAUCCGCCGCCACGCGACCUGGACAGCUUCAGGCACCGACAGCGACAACCCGACAAGGAUAUUCUCGAGCACGACCGCAAGCGCGAGGUCGAGGUCAAGGUUUUUGAGCUGCGCGACAAGCUGGAAGAUGAAGGGAUUGACGAAGACGAGAUCGACAAGCAAUGCGACGCUCUGCGCAAGGAGCUCCUCGAGAAGAUGAACAGACCCCAACCUCAGCACAACAACAACAAUAACAGCUUAAACAACAGGAAUCGACGUGGCCCGCAAGGACAGCAGGGAGCCCACUCAGCAGAUGCCGCAAGGUCGCGGAAUCUGAAGAUGCACCAGGUCCAUGAGCUUGCAGACGCCAAGAUCAAGCAGGACGCGCGCUUCCGCAACGCGCUGAAGAUCAGCAAGGACUACCAAGAGGGCGGUCACUGGAAGAGGCAGGAAGAGCGACUGCGCAAGGCGCAAGACCCCAGACCAGACGAGCAAGAGCAAGAGAGGCUCACUCGGCCACCGCCCAGCGCGGCGGACACUGCUGGAGCAGACAGGGAUUCUGGCCGACCAGCGCCGAGGGACUACUCGCGGUCGCCCUCGCGUUCGUUAUCUAGAUCGCUGUCCAGAUCGAGGUCGCCGACACGGUCGCGGUCGAGGUCUCCGUCCAGGUCGCGAUCACCUCCACCAAGGGCAGAUCGCAGGAGGCGCUACUCGGAUAACCCAGGCUCCGAAGACGGCGAGGCCAAUGACGACCGAUACGAUGACCGGCGCUCGCGGAGCCCUGGACGAGGAGCUAGGCGGUAAAAGAGAGCUGCAAGCAGAAACAAUCCUCAGCGUCUUCCGCGCGGCGUGCAACGAACAUGUGCAGCUUUUGUUUACGGCGGCAGUUAUGGAGUUGCGGGCGUCAUUGUCUUGUGCACUGCAUCUUGAUCCCAGAAAUCUACAAUUAUUGCAU